AUGGAUGUGGUAGAUUUUGGUAGUCUCGAUCAUUUCGUGUUGACUACAACUGAUGACUGUCUUGCACCAUUUCCAAGCUCGAAUCCGACAUGCGAGUUGCUCAAUUCAUUUGCUGCUGAUAAGUUUGUAUACGAGAAAGAACAAGACUUGGAAAUACUCUUGGCUGCAGGAUAUGAUGUUCACUCUAGUGAGAGUAAAGAUUUACAAAGUCUUUUAGACUGCAAAGUAGAGCCACACACGAAGCUGCGAAAGCAGAGGAUUUCGAUGCUACCAACGACGACGAGAACAACAGGGUCAACUGUACCACGUCAUUGCAAACGGAAGACGGUAGAUCUUCAUCGACUUGGAGACGACGCAAACAAAUUAGGCGACCAAAACUUGCGUAAGAAGAUGAAGAAGAUGAAGAAACAGGAGCAAUCCACCUCAGUAAAGCCUAUCACCACAAAGAGUGAGAUAAAAGUUGUGGAACAGACGGAAAGUAUGUACCGACGGAGAUAUGACAUUUUACAUGGCAUCCUGGAAGCAUGGAACACUGGAGGCAUUGAAGACCUGGAAGAAAUUGCUGGCAACGUGUAUGACGACGACGUCAUUCUCAUAAGUCCUGAUUACUCGGAAGGUCUGCACGGCGUAGAAGCUGUAAUGUCACAUUGGAGCUUGCUAUUGGACGCGUUUCCCGACGGAAUGAUGGAAGAAUACAUCAUUCAGCGCGAAGAAGGAAGCACCGAGACAAUGAAGGCCACGUGGACUUUCAGUGGUACGCAAAUCUUUCCAAUUCUUGGCGUACAGCCUCGCCACAAGAAAGUUUGUAUCAAUGGCAAGUCCUUAUUUAUAUUCAAGAACGACCGAAUUCGGCGGAUUGAGCUUUCAUGGAAUUAUGGCGAGACGCUGCUAAAGCUGAUGGGAGUACAACCUGAAGAGACUAACAGCGUCACCCUUGGUGUGCCUGCAUUUACAAACACUUCACAUUCCGUAGUUAACCAAUGA
Messenger RNA from Peronospora belbahrii, 984 nucleotides. The record is from the annotation of a GenBank genome assembly. NCBI's taxonomy places the organism in Eukaryota, Oomycota, Peronosporomycetes, Peronosporales, Peronosporaceae.